AACUUCAAUUGGCAAAGAUGAAAGUUCAGCUUGUAGCUAUCCUUGUAUUGGUCAAUUACUUUGGUCUCAGCUCCGCCAUUGUGGAGCAGGGCAUUGACGAAUGGUUAAAAGAGGCCGCCGAGGAACUGGGUGAAACCAACAAUCUUCUAAAGCACAUUGACACUGUUAAUGGGCAGAUCAAGUCGAAUCUCGAAGAGCAGAGGAAGGCUCUGGAGGCAGUCGCACAGAUCGAGGAACUACUUGCCAAACAGAUUGCCUUUGAGGAUGCCAAGUCAGAGGUGCUACUUGAAGCGUUCAAAAAAAUCUCGGUGAAUGGAGAAGCCUAUGCCGAGAUCACAGGCAAGGAGUUGAGAGGAUUGGCCCAACUUCAAGAAGGAACUAAGCAGUUGAUUGUAAGCCUUGAACGAAAACUGGAAGGUUUCCAACGUCAUGUGGUGAACAGCGCUCGUGGCAUUGACCAAAGCAUCGAUCAGUUGACCAGACUGGUAACCCGGGCCAUUCUCCCCCAGCUGAAUGGUCUCCAGUGUUCCUUUGAUAGCCUUGAGACUUCUCAGAUCAACAUUGAAGUAGAACUAAAGAACUUGGGUCGCAUCAAGGAUGUCAGUGAGAAUACGAAUGCCAAGUUGAGUAUCUUGGAACAUCAAUUAAAGGAUGUAAAUAACACUCAGACGAUCGGUCUGGACAGACUGACAGCAGCAGUGAAACAUCUGAAACCAUUAAACUCUUGGGAGAUUGAAGGAGCUUUAAGGGAACUGAUCAUCUCCCAAAAACGGAUAGAGCUUGAUUUGGAAUCCCGCGAGAAGCGUCCACAUCAUUCACCAGAACCAGAUUAUUAUCCUGAGAUCUACGAACCCAAGGGUCACGAUUCUCGUCCCCAGCCAGAGGUCUACCCCCAGCAUCAAUCGAAACCACAACCACCAAAACAAUCCCAUCCUGAAUCCUACAGCCACCACGAACCUCACCAUCAGACUCAUGUUAAGCCUGUGGAUUUAGUUCAGGUUUGGAGCAUCGCGGAACCCCAAAAUGGUGAAGUGCGUCGUGUUAGUGCUUAUGCUGAGUCUCCUAAACCCAAACCGAAAUCCAUCAGACCAUAUCAACCCGUGCAGAAAAACCCAGUCUCGUGGCGGGAACCUUUACCCUGGCAAACAGUAUCUCCAUAUCAAUCCGUUCCAGCUCCAGCACCAGCAACUAAGCAACAGCCGGAAAACUAUCGAUCCAUACCCCACGGAUCUCGUCCUUCUCCUCCACAGAAGAUCGAACAUCAACCUAAUAUUCAACAUCAAUACUGGAAUGUCGCUCCCCAGGAACAAUACAGGCCUGAAGCUCACGGUUAUUCUGAGAACCAUGGUCAUUUGGGACCUCAUCUGCCUAAGCCUAAACAAUCUGCUCCCGUGCAUCCAGGUCCUACACAUUCUUCUCCAAAGCAAAAAGUUUGCAAUGAAAAGAAACCUCAAAAUAUACCGCACCAUCCUGCACCCAGAUCCUACUUACCUGCACCACCAUCAUCGCAAUCCUAUAGAUACCAAGAUUCUGCACCAAAUCACCAAAUUCCCCGCGAAGAAGAAUCUUGGAGAGUCUGGAAUGGAGCUGUCCCGCAAUUAGACGCUUAUUAAAAUGUUCCUUUUUAAGCAAUCACGAGGGAACGAGCUUAUGUUCCCUUUUUAUUUCUUAAUAAAUUCACCCGUACAAAUAAAACAAAUUGUGAUUGGGCGUUUCCGAUUUUUGUUGUCGUUAGACGUCAAUUUUAAAUUCGACCUUAUAACGGCCAUGAAAUGGGAGCCCAUACGAAGUUAUGUUAAAACGAAUAUCAUGGGGCUCCAGGAAAUACUUUGUCUGAAAUUAAAAUUUGAAAUUCGACCUUUUAAUAUAAGUUUAUGUAUACUUACACCAGGAUAAUAGAUACACUUUUCCAUCAUCGUAUCCUUGUUGAUUAUGUGUUUCGUUAAAUAAACGUAAAAAUAAUUUUGUGGGUCAUUAAA
Molecule: messenger RNA, 1979 nt
Organism: Drosophila willistoni
Lineage: Eukaryota; Metazoa; Arthropoda; Insecta; Diptera; Drosophilidae
Product: class E vacuolar protein-sorting machinery protein hse1
Exons: 2
Coding region: 18-1613 (531 amino acids)
Source: RefSeq, a predicted model, not a curated record